AUGACACAUGGAUCCGAUAGACCUUCUCCAGUCUUCUUUCCAAAGAACACAGGUAUAUUGGGUAAACUCCAAAUGAGGAGAUCUGGCCCCUUCUCUAUCUUUGAGACUUUGGAAAGAGACUACCUGUCAGAACUGGAGAGAGAGCAUGUCAAAAGAGACGAGAACGACUCGCUGACCCACCGAAGCCCGCGCGCCCCUGCCUCCCGCACCCGGCGCCUACGUCCAGCCGCCCUCGCCGCCGCCGCCGCCUCCACGUCGAAGAGAAAGUCUGAAGCGGAUGCUAAAGGAGAUAAAGCCAAGGUGAAGGACGAACCACAGAGAAGAUCCGCAAGGUUGUCUGCUAAACCUGCUCCUCCAAAACCAAAGUCCAAGCUUGAAAAGGCCCCUGCAAAGAAGGGAGAGAAGGUACCGAGAGGGAAAAAGGGAAAAGCUGAUUCUGGCAAGGAGGGGAAUAACCCUGCAGAAAAUGGAGAUGCCAAAAUAGACCAGGCACAGAAAGCUGAAGGUGCUGGAGAGGCCAAGUGAAGUGUGUGCAUUUUUGAUAACUGUGUACUUCUGGUAACUGUAUGGUUUGAAAUACUAUUUUUUAUCAAGCUUUAUAAAAAUGCAGAAUUUUGUUUUCUUUUUUUUUUUUUUUUUAAGCUAUGUCGUUAGCACACAGAACACUUCAUCGUUGUUUUUGGGGGAAGGGACCUAUGUCACUAAUAGAAUGUCUCCGUAGCUGGACUGAUGUGGGGAAAACACCUUUCCCUUCUAGUUCUGAGAGACUUCCUCUUGGCUCCCAGGAGGAAGGAUUCCCUGACUUUGACACACUUGGCCACCUUGGCACAAAAGCCUUGUGAUAUGGCAAAACAAACUCAUUUUUAGGUCCUCUUCUCCUUUUCCAUCUCUCAGCAUCGACUUAACUCCCUUAAGCCCAGAUAUCCGUUGGGACCUGAC
Messenger RNA from Chlorocebus sabaeus (green monkey), 939 nucleotides. The record is from RefSeq and is a predicted model, not a curated record. Lineage: Eukaryota; Metazoa; Chordata; Mammalia; Primates; Cercopithecidae.